AUGGGGGAAGUAUGCUGGGCGAUAUGGAUGCGAUUUUUGCGGACUCUCUUUCCAGACCAACUUGCGAGCCAUGACGAAGCACGUCAGUUCAGAGCGCACAGGAAUCAGGAGGUAAUCAAGGUCGCGAAACUAGUAAUGAAACGCAGGGGAGCCGUUGCAUCACCUUCAACACCUGCAUUCGGCACAGUGCGAAACAUCUGGAGACCCGAGAGUCGCCUGCUGUGUAGGUCGGCUGGCUCAUCCUUGUUCGGACCUGACGCGCGGCUUGCGAAGGUCUUAGUGCCAGCACGUGCAUGGAAGAACAAGGCUGCUAGGAACUCACUGCGUUGUAGGAAAUAUGAGGAGUGGGAGACUGAAUUUGAGCCACUGAAGACGACGCUGCGGAUGAUAUCGAAAAGACUAGACAUCUUGCGAACUCAUGAAGCAAAAUGCAAAGGGAAAAAGAAAGAAGGAGUGAAAAAGGGCAUUGCCUUGCUCUUGAGUGUGUCACCGAGCGAUGAGAGGAGCGAACGCGCCUUGUCUUAUCACUUUACGACCUGCUCCUCAGCCUCAAGCUGUUUUAUGAUCAGGGACAAUCUUGGACUACUGUCAUACCUCCAUUAAACAAAACAAGUAAAAAGAAGGGAAGGGGAAGAAAAAGUUGAUUAAUCACAUACUUUAUAGUGACAAACUCUGCAUCAGGAGCACCUCUUGCUAGGCAAAUUCAUUCAUUCACUCAACAAGAAAGUUAAUGCCAUG
Messenger RNA from Amoebophrya sp. A25, 738 nucleotides. Lineage: Eukaryota; Dinophyceae; Syndiniales; Amoebophryaceae. The record is from the annotation of a GenBank genome assembly.